GUUCAUAUCAUUCUUAAGUACGUCCACGCCCGGAGACCCCACACACACACACACCGAGAGUGGCUCGCUUGCUUCUUUGAUUGCCGGUCAACUGCUCGAUCAUGGCGGCGGCGGUCGGUGUUGCUAGCGGAGCGGACGUGCCGUCGAAGCUGAAGCUGUACAGCUACUUUAGGAGCUCCUGCUCUUUCCGCGUCCGUAUCGCCCUCAACUUGAAAGGGCUUGAGUACGAGUACGUUCCUGUAAAUUUGCUGAAGGGGGAACAAUUCGGUGCAGAGUUCUCAAAGGUUAAUCCGAUUAAUUAUGUGCCUGCUUUGGCUGAUGGGGACUUUGUAAUUUCAGACUCAUUUGCUAUCCUAAUGUAUCUAGAAGAGAAAUAUCCUCAGCACCACCCACUGUUGCCCAGUGAUUUGAGGAAAAGGGCAAUCAACUAUCAGGCUGCAAAUAUUGUUUCUUCAAGCAUACAACCUCUUCAGAAUCUCUAUGUUCUGAAAUUUAUUGAGGAGAAAGUUGGUCCCAGUGAACCGCUUGCUUGGGUUCAAUAUCAUAUUGGAAGAGGUUUUUCAGCACUUGAGAAGGUGUUAGCAGACCAUGCUGGAAAAUAUGCCACGGGAGACGAAGUUUGUCUGGCCGAUGUUUUCCUGGCACCCCAGAUUUAUGCGGCAGUCAAGAGGUUCAAUGUGGACAUGAGUCAAUAUCCUAUCUUGUCAAAGUUGCAUGAGGCAUACAGCGAGAUACCUGCUUUUCAUGAUGCCAUGCCAGAAAACCAGCCAGAUGCUCCUGAACCGCAAGCUUAGCCGACCAGUUGGUGCGACUGUGAAGUGCUAGCUCAGGCAGCUGCUUUGAGAAUGUUGUGAUUGUGAAGAAUAAAAUUACCUGAGUUCGCGGGGUGGAUUUUUUUUUUUUCGGGUCGAGAUGAGGGAAUUGUGUUGGAUGCUUAUAUUCAACUACAAAAGCAUUUCUUUGGCAGGUCUCAACUUUUUAUAUAUGGAACAGCUGGUGUACCAUGAGAGUUUGGUCA
Messenger RNA from Rhodamnia argentea, 1018 nucleotides. RefSeq names its product glutathione S-transferase zeta class-like. Gene Ontology annotation, biological process: L-phenylalanine catabolic process; glutathione metabolic process. Gene Ontology annotation, cellular component: cytoplasm. The record is from RefSeq and is a predicted model, not a curated record. The transcript has 10 exons. Lineage: Eukaryota; Viridiplantae; Streptophyta; Magnoliopsida; Myrtales; Myrtaceae. Gene Ontology annotation, molecular function: glutathione transferase activity; maleylacetoacetate isomerase activity. The coding region runs from base 102 to 794 and encodes 230 amino acids.